AUGAGCGUAGCAAUUACCAGCCGAUCAUUCUUCGGUCAAGCUCUCCGCCGCCCAACUCCAUUUCUCGAUUUCCUCCUACCCAGCUUCACCAUCCCCUCGUCUCGAACUCGCUAUGCACCAAUCACGACUUCCUCGGCCUCCCCAAACACCGAGCCAUCGCCUUCAUCCUUAAAGAGCUUCUCUUCAAACAAACGCCGGAAACCUCUCUCAAAGACACAGCGCGAGUUCCUCGACCGCGGCCUUCGAGUUAACCAAGCUGGCGAGCUCGCCGCAACUCUAAUUUACACACACCAAACACCGCCCAUAACUCGUGCCCAUCCACAUCUCCGGUCUUUAAUGCACCGUAUGUAUUCCCAAGAAGCGGGCCACUUCUCCACCUUCAAUGAGAUGCUCGCGAAGCACCGCAUAAGGCCAACGGCUAUGUAUCCUGUAUGGUCUGCCGCUGCCUCUGUACUCGGCUGGGGCACGGGGCUGAUGGGCAGGGAAGCAGCUAUGGCUUGUACGGAGGCUGUGGAGACGGAGAUUGGAGGACAUUACAAUGGGCAAGUGCGUGUAUUGCUUGGUUGGGUGAAGGAAAUGGAGGACAAAGGGGAGGAAGUGGGAGAAGAAGUGCGGGAGUUGGUAUCAACCCUGAAGAGAAUCCGGGAUGAGGAGUUGGAGCAUUUGGAUGAGGCGGUCGGAGAGGGGGCGAGGGAGGCAAAACCCUAUGAACUGCUGAACAGGGUUAUUAGAAGUGGUUGUAAGGGAGCUAUAUGGAUCAGUGAGAGGGUGUAG
Molecule: messenger RNA, 774 nt
Organism: Letharia columbiana
Lineage: Eukaryota; Fungi; Ascomycota; Lecanoromycetes; Lecanorales; Parmeliaceae
Exons: 1
Coding region: 1-774 (257 amino acids)
Biological process (GO): ubiquinone biosynthetic process
Cellular component (GO): mitochondrial inner membrane
Molecular function (GO): 3-demethoxyubiquinol 3-hydroxylase activity
Source: RefSeq, a predicted model, not a curated record